Molecule: messenger RNA, 1620 nt
Organism: Kuraishia capsulata CBS 1993
Lineage: Eukaryota; Fungi; Ascomycota; Pichiomycetes; Pichiales; Pichiaceae
Exons: 1
Coding region: 1-1620 (539 amino acids)
Biological process (GO): amino acid transmembrane transport
Cellular component (GO): membrane
Molecular function (GO): amino acid transmembrane transporter activity
Source: RefSeq, a predicted model, not a curated record
AUGUCUCUACUGGGAAAAAGAAACCCGUCUAGUGACGUAGAGAAAGAUCUGGAUGACUCACAUGUGGUGGAAACUGGAGAAGUCCACGAGACAGAGGUCAAGCGUAACCUCAAGUCCAGACACAUAUCUAUGAUUGCGCUGGGAGGAACCAUUGGCACCGGUCUAUUCAUAGGAACAGCUUCACCACUUCAGGAUGCUGGUCCUGUUAACACGCUUAUUGCGUAUCUCUUUAUGGGAACGCUGGCGUACUCGGUGACCCAGUCGCUAGGAGAGAUGGCCACUCACACACCUGUAUCAGGCUCGUUCUGUGUGUUCAACACUCGUUAUAUUUCCAAGGCUGUUGGAUUCUCCUCAAACUGGUGUUAUUGGUUCUCUUGGGCAAUCACGUUUGCUAUCGAACUUUCAGUGGUUGGUCAGGUAAUCGAAUAUUGGACAGACGCCGUUCCUCUGUGGGCCUGGAUUUUGAUCUUCUUUGUCAUUUUAACGUUGGCCAAUUUCGUCCCUGUCGAAUACUACGGAGAAGUGGAAUUUUGGAUCGCAGCAAUCAAGGUGGUGGCCAUUGUCGGGUUUCUCAUAUAUGCUCUUUGUAUGGUAUGUGGUGCUGGUAAAACUGGACCUGUUGGUUUCAGAUACUGGCGUAACCCUGGUCCAUGGGGACCUGGGAUUUUGGUGUCCAACAAGAGUACUUCGAGAUUCCUCGGGUGGCUUUCAUCUCUGAUUAAUGCUGCCUUUACUUAUCAAGGUGUCGAGUUGACAGGUGUGUCGGCCGGUGAGACCGCCAACCCUCGCAAGGCCGUUCCCAAUGCCAUCAAUAAGGUGAUCUUCCGUAUCCUGAUCUUUUACAUUGGAACGCUGUUUUUCAUCGGACUUUUGGUACCUUACAACGACCCCAAGCUCACUUCUUCGGACUCUUACAUUUCAUCGUCGCCUUUCCUCAUUGCCAUUGAGAACAGCGGAACCAAGGUGCUGCCCCACAUCUUCAACGCCAUCAUCCUGUCUACAAUCAUUUCUGCUGGUAACUCCAACGUCUAUAUUGGUUCGCGGAUUUUGUACUCAAUGGCCCACUCGGGUGUUGCACCAAGAUGCUUUUUGUGGACGACUCCAUGGGGAAUUCCUUACAUUGGUGUCAUCUGGACUGCCCUAAUCGGACUUCUAGCCUUCCUCAAUGUUUCCAACACAGGAGCGACGGUCUUCGAUUGGCUCGUGAACAUCACCGCUGUCGCUGGUUUAAUUGCCUGGGGAUUCAUCUCAUUUGCACAUAUUCGCUUCAUGAACGUUUUGCGCGACAGAGGUAUCUCGCGCGAUUCGCUGCCAUACAAGGCAAGGUUCAUGCCUUGGUUUGCGUACUACGCUGCCUUCUUUAUUCUUGUCAUCACGUUUGUCCAGGGCUUCAGCGUUUUUUUCGACUUUAACGUGUCUGACUUCUUUACUGCUUAUAUUUCUAUUUUGUUGUUCGUUGUUCUGUGGUUGGGUUCUCAACUCACCAUCUACUUCCGUUCACCAUGGUUGAUUCCUUUGAGCGAUAUCGACAUCGAUUCAGACUCUCUGAAGGUGGAUGCCGAAGUCUUUGACGAGUCUAGUCAGAACAAAUUCGACAAAUUCUGGGACAAGAUUCUAUGA